Molecule: messenger RNA, 1168 nt
Organism: Dendronephthya gigantea
Lineage: Eukaryota; Metazoa; Cnidaria; Anthozoa; Malacalcyonacea; Nephtheidae
Exons: 6
Coding region: 1-1137 (378 amino acids)
Molecular function (GO): protein binding
Source: RefSeq, a predicted model, not a curated record
AUGUUUUCAAAUGUGACAGUAUCAAAUGCAGUUCUCUCCUGGACUUGCAGUAAUUUAAAGGCAAAGACGGAGUAUAUUAUUGAAGUAAAAGCAGGAACUGUCGUUGGCUUUGGGCCGCCUAGUGUUGUUCACCAAAAGACGUCAGGAAAAGCCGAUGUGAAGUAUGUAAAGAAGUCAAACAAAGCAUAUAUAGCGUUAGCAAAAGCGGGAAUCGCUGCGGGAGUUCUGAGUUUUUUGGGUGUCGUUGGAUUUUUCGUUUUCAUAUCAUUGCUUGUGACAGGUUAUGUUCCUUAUACAAGCCCCUGGAGAAAGCGUCGACGGGAGGUAUGGCGAAAGAAAGCGAUGAGACGGAAUGAAGAAAGAGAAAUACGUUCAAGUGAUUCAGAGGAAUCCGAUUUUAACUCAAGUAUACGUAAUUCUAGUGAGCGUGGAUCAAGCGAUGAUGACUCAGACGGCAGGCCAUCACAAAAGAGAACCGGGAAACAGGAGGGAUCAGGAAGGAAAGGCAGGACAGCUAAGGACGACAGCUAUUCCGAAUCCAUAUAUAACCCCGGCCAUAUAUCUGUAUCCUUACCCAACCCUGAGCAGGGGGAAAUUUACGGCCAAGUUUUACUGAAUGCUUAUGCAAAGAGUUUAAUGGAUAUGCAAUCCAUCUAUGGUGGAAGCACAUACGGCACUCGUCCCGUAGAAAAUAUAUACGGUAACCGAUCGGUAGUUAACAUUCCCCCACCGGGGAACAUAUACGGAGGUAAUAAUCUCCUGCCAGAAAACAUAUACGGUAACCGAUCUGUAGUUAACAUUCCCUCACCGGGGAACAUAUACGGAGGAGGUAAUAAUCUCGUGCCAGAAAACAUAUACGGUAAUCUAUCCGUGGGUAAUUUUGUCCCACCGGAGGACAUAUACGGAGGUAAUAAUCUCGUGCCAGAAAGCAUAUACGGAAAUCUAUCUAUGGGUAAUUUUGUCCCACCGGAAAACAUAUACGGCGAUCUAUCGGUCGGCACUAUUAACCGACCAGGUGAUAGGCAGAAUAGCUGCGCGGUGAUGCCAGAGGAAAUUUAUGGACCAAAUGUCAAUACCCUAAGUGUACACAACUAUCCCAGCAGUGUGACCUCAGAGAAUCUUUAUGGUACACAUUAGUGAUCAUAAUCUUCGAUAUUAUUGAUAACAA